Molecule: messenger RNA, 587 nt
Organism: Dendroctonus ponderosae (mountain pine beetle)
Lineage: Eukaryota; Metazoa; Arthropoda; Insecta; Coleoptera; Curculionidae
Source: RefSeq, a predicted model, not a curated record
UAGCAAUCAGAGAAAACUGGCAACUCAGUCGACCGGGCCAAGUGUCAAAAGCGCGCAAACAGCUGUCAUCGGAGUGUUGUUGUGUUUGUGUGCAGCGCCCCGUUUCGGCCCUGUUUGGGGCUGCGCCGCGUCAAUCACCCCCGCGGGGGCUCCAAGGGGCGCCAGUGCGCGCAUGGGGGGACCGCCCCCCUGCAGGCGUCGCCCACUAUGGAAGGGGCCCUGGGCUGUUGGCUGAGCGCCACCCGCACCCCCGAGGGCGGCUGGCAGCUCCAAUGGCAAGCGGGCGACGGCAAGGAGGGCGACUUUGUCGCCCUCUGCCCUCUCGGCAGCGCCAGUGCGAGUGAAUGCGUCGCCCGGCAACCAGUGAAAGGGGCCGAGCGCAGCGCCAUGUGGCUACUGGACGCGCCCGACUGCGAACAGCUGCUGUGCUUUCGCUACUACGACGCGGAAACCGACACGUGCCUGGCGGAGUCCGAGGCGCUGCGCCCCGCGCCCGAGUGCAACGGCAUCGAGAACGGCGCCUUCAGGGACGACGCGCCCCCGGGCGCCAACGGCGCUAAGCGCAAGGUGCGCGCCAAGGGCGACCA